GACCUUCCUGUCAUUCCUUGCGCUUUGCGACAACUUUUGCUCCAAUUCUUUUUGCCUCGGCGACUGCUUUGCGACCGACCGACCCCAGACGAGACGACGUCAUGGGGAACUGCUCUUCCUGCCUCGGCAGCCGCCGUCGCGAUGUAUACGAUGACGAGGAAGACGAAGCCCGGCACCUCUUCGACGACCCGAACAACCUACACUAUGGCAGCUUCGACCAACAACACAUGAUGGGUCAGGAGGAUCCACAGGAAGUCCAGAGAGAGAUUGAGGCUCUGCAGAGGGUGGUGGCGCGCACAUCCGAUGCCAUGGUCGACAUCUACGAGAUCGUGCCCCAAGACAAGACCACCCAGCCCGCCCCAGGCCCCUACGUUUAUGUCGGCCAGGACGCCACCACUGUGCGGUACCAAACACUCCUCUCCAAGCUAUCUUCCCAUGACGACCUUCCUUCCGUGGCCCGCGUUGAUUGGGGCUCCCCGGACGACGACACCAUCGAGAUGCAACAAGGGGAUGUGCCCAUCAAGGUGGAGGGCGGCGACAGCCUCGUCGGCAACUUUGCCGAUGCCGCUGCCGCCAUGCUCUGAUGCGCUCCCGCCCGGUCAGGAUGCGGCGCUCGCUAUCAGCUGAUAGACUAGUGGGCGGGCUCGCGCACAGCUCGGCGUAGGGGGGCCUGCUGACCUAUGCCACCUGAUGCCAGUACAUUCCUUCGAAAUUCUUGCAUUCGCCCUACCCACUGCCG
This is a messenger RNA of Chaetomium fimeti, 739 nucleotides long. Its product is annotated as late endosomal/lysosomal adaptor and MAPK and MTOR activator-domain-containing protein. Gene Ontology annotation, biological process: positive regulation of MAPK cascade; lysosome organization; endosomal transport. NCBI's taxonomy places the organism in Eukaryota, Fungi, Ascomycota, Sordariomycetes, Sordariales, Chaetomiaceae. The record is from RefSeq and is a predicted model, not a curated record. Bases 102 to 584 code for a protein of 160 amino acids. Gene Ontology annotation, cellular component: membrane raft; Ragulator complex; late endosome membrane. The transcript is spliced from 3 exons.